AUGGAGGUGGAGGUGGCGGUGGCGGUUUACUGGCUGGCCUGUGGAGCAUCGUACAGGGUGACGGCAGACGCCUUUGGGAUGCCCCUGUCCACAGUCUGCAGGACGGUCUAUGGCGUGGUGGAGGAGAUGAUGGCCAUCCUCCACAGGAUGACUAAGACAGGAAAGCCAGACAGCUACUGGAGGGACCUCUGUAUAAAAUAUGCCCAGGGCCUUUACCGCUUCUCGACUGGCAAACGGCCAGGGGCCAAGAAAUGGAAAAAGGCCUUGGAGAACAUCGAUGCUUGCCCCCUGCAGAGCCAUAGUGGUAGUAAGGAUCUUUUCGGGAGAAGCCUUCAGUGCUCCUGUGGCUUCCACAAGGUCAGCUCAAGCAGAAAUUUGAAGCCUGCUGGUUUCACCCCCCACUGGAGCCCAAACCCUCUCGUCCUGAGCGGGGUGGUACCACCGGCAGAGGCUGUUAAUCUGGGCACCCAUGAGGAUGUGGGGGAUUUCCUUAAAAUGCCCAAAAUGUUCCGGGAAAAUGAACAGCUCCGGCAUAUACAGAAAGUCUGCCCAUGGAGCCAGGAUAUUCUGUCCCAGUUGGAUGUGGCACACAGGAGCCUGUUCCCCGCUGUCCUCACCACCCAGCUGGCUCUGGACAGAAAAGCAGUGACUUUCCUCAAGCCAAGGACCAGUGGAAACAGUUCCUCCUACGUCCAGUCUGCGAUGGAAGAAGCGCACAGUGAGGAGUGGGCACGGCAGACCAUCCGCUACCUCUCGGACUGUGAGCGGCACAAGAAGAUGGCUACCUUCAUCCCCUCUGCAGCUGUCUAUCUUCCUCCACCAACCUUCAGGCCCCUUCCACUUGCUCAAUGGUUUGAGACGGUCCACUCCAACGACAUUCUCAGCCAUCUGGAUGAGAUGAAGGGAGUGAUCACUUCUACCUAUGAUCACCAAGAAGCUGGCUGGCGGGAUCGGGGACAGUGCGGCACCCACACUGAUUGGACACUGAUGUCCAAUAUCGGAAACGAGUUAGGCCAGGUCCUGAACUCUGUUCUGACGUCGGGUGAAGGUGCAGGGUUGGAAGAGUUGUGCCAAGGCGUCGUCACUCGGUACAAGAAUGCAGGCCAAGCUGAACCUGAGGCCAUCUAUGUCGACCGAGACUGCUGCAGCCAGUCAGGCGUGUCUUCAGUGGCUAAGCUGUUUCACCCAUGGCAAACUACAGUGCGCUUGGACAGCUUCCACUUCAUGAGGCGCUUUAACUGCGGCCUCACAACAGAACACCACCCUCUGUAUGGUAUUUUCUGUGCCAAGCUUUCCUCCUGCAUUUUUGCAUGGGACCAGGAGGAUGUGCAACGCCUGAAGGAGGCCAAGAGAGAAGAGUGGAAGAGCAGCCAAAGCGGGCAUACUCCCACUGAGGAGCAGCUCAUGGCCACCAUCAGUCCAGGCGAACUGAAGAGGCACUGCAGGAGGAGGACCCGUGGAGUGGAGGAGACGCGGGGCAUGAUCUCAGGGCUGCUGGAAUCAGUGUGGGAGCUGACGGACACCACAGGGCUGCGUCUGGUGAGCCAUGACAGCAUGCGCCAUGUCUGGGAAGUGCAGCAGAAGCACCUGGAGUGCCUCCAAGACCCUGCAGGUGUGGCACUGUACACGAAGGUGGGGACACUCCAGAAGGGCGGCAAAGAGCUGGACGUCCUAAGGUGUGGUAGGGGGUCCUCCUCCCUGGAGAGUUUUCACAAACACCAGUGCGCUUUUAUUCCAGGCUGGCGGUGCAAUGCUGUUCACACACAGAUGUACAUGCUGGAGGGAGUAUCGAGGUGGAACAUGGGCCGGGCCAAGGAGGCAGUAGAUGUGGAGGGGGCCUCAACCCUCAGAAGCUUUGAUGUCCGCUUGAUGUCCCACCUCAGCAACUUAAGCCAGCGCGUUCUUGGUUCCACUCUGGUGCCAGAGUUCACUCCACCCGGGAAACCUACUAGCGAGCGCAUAGCAGUGGAGUAUUUAUUGGCCCAGACCAACAGAGGUGACCUGCUGGCUCCAAAUCAGGUCCCUGAGGUCCCCUCGCAGGUACUUGAGGAGGAGGAUGAGCCGGAUGACACCAUCAGCAUGACUGACAUUCUGUGCCAGUCAGCUGCGAUAGGGGCUGGUGAUCCUCCAGGUGCUGUGGUGGGUGACGCUGAACCCGGACCCCUCGUCACACAGGUGCAGGUGCUUGAGGCGGAGGAGGAGCCAGAUGACACCAUCAGCAUGACUGAUCACACAGGUGAUCCUCCAGGUGCUGUGGAGGAUGACGAUGAACCCGGACCCCUCGUCACAGAGAUAACCAGGCUCAUUGGCGAGUUCAUAGUGGACUAUAUGGCUCCAUUUAACAUUGUAGAGAACAGAAAAUUCAUCCAAAUGUUCAAGGUGCUGGAGCCCAAGUUUAAGGUGCCAUGCCGAGGACAUUUUUCAGAGAAGGUUAUUCCGGAAAUUUACAAUGAAACCAAACAAAGCGUGAAAGAGUGUCUCAAAAAUGCCGACUGCAUCGCCCUGACCACCGACGGCUGGACGUCGCGUGCAACACAGAGUUAUAUCACCAUCACGGCACAAGUCAUCGACGAGAAAUGGGAGAGUAAAAGCUUUGUGUUGCAAACUCACAACGCAAGCAACAUGGACAUUGCAGUGAGAGAGAGCGGUCUCCAUCCUCACAUCAAGUGCUUGGCGCACGUUGUGAAUCUGGCCAGUAAGCGAGGCUUGGCUGUAUCCCGCGUCGCGCGCCUUCUUGGCCGUGUGCGAAGAGUAACUACAUUCUUUCACAAGAGCACCACGGCCACCGCCGUCCUGGCCAACAAGCAACCCCAGUUGGAGCUGCCUCGGCAUAAGCUCAUCACCGAUGUCCAGACCAGGUGGAAUAGCACGUACGAAAUGCUUGCGCGCUACCUGGAACAACAAGCAGCUGUUUCAGCAGCGCUCAGCAGCCCAGAAAUCCGAAGGAAUGCCAGAGAAAUCGACACCCUGGAUAACACUGAUAUAUCAGAUGUAGAAGACAUAGUGAAACUGCUUAAGCCACUGAAGACAGCCACAACAGUUGUCUGUGAUGAAAAAGAGCCCACUGUUUCACUUAUAAUGCCACUGAAGUACAUGAUCGAGCAAAGCAUGUCACCAGACGAAAAUGACACACAGACCAUCGCCAACAUGAAAAGCGCAAUCCUACGCGACAUCUCGGACCGGUAUUCUGGGGACUGUAAUGAUAUGCUGCAGGAGUGCACAGCGCUUGACCCACGAUUCCGAAGCCUGUCCCAUCUGAAUAAUGAACAACGCGAGUCCGUCUAUGCCCGGAUACGUGAAAAAGCUGCAGGACCUCAUUUGCCACGCAACCAGACCAGUGACACUGAUGAAAGAACAACGAGGGCCAGUGCUUCAACACCAGGAGCAGCAGAGCAGGCCAUGGUCGAGGUUGAGACGGCACAGGGAGCAGAGCCAGUAGAAGGAGAAAGGCAGAUGCAGGAUGUGACACAGCCUCCCCCACCAAAGAAGACAGCGCUAGAAGAUCUCCUUGGGAGCUCCUACACUACUCUUGAGCCAGUGCAGUCCAGCAGAGGGAUUGAAAUGGAGAUAGUCGCCUACAGAAAUGGGAUUCCUAUCCCACUCAACAGUAGUCCACUUGAGUGGUGGAAAGUUAAUGCAUAUGCUUACCCCAUACUUGCCCCCCUUGCCAAAGCCUACCUUUGCAUUCCUGCUACGUCAGUGCCCAGUGAACGGGUCUUUUCGACGGCAGGAGACAUUGUGUGUGCUCAAAGAUCACUAAUUACACCAGAACAUGUCGAUAUGUUAGUUUUUCUGAAGAAGAACCAGUCCUAGGCCAGGGCCAUGACUUAAAAGAGGCUGAGCUAACGUAAUGUAGGGUUAAGUGUUCUUGUUUGUGUUUGAAAGGUUGGGCCGUGUGUUUCCUAGUGUGCAACUAAAACAAAAAUAAAUACGUUGUAAUUAC
This is a messenger RNA of Gadus morhua (Atlantic cod), 3943 nucleotides long. RefSeq lists its product as uncharacterized. Gene Ontology annotation, molecular function: protein dimerization activity. The record is from RefSeq and is a predicted model, not a curated record. The coding region runs from base 1 to 3813 and encodes 1270 amino acids. Lineage: Eukaryota; Metazoa; Chordata; Actinopteri; Gadiformes; Gadidae. The transcript has 12 exons.